AUGGCUCCGGCUCGUACGUCUCGCAGAAGCUCCAAAACGCACAGUGACGCCUACUCAAGGCCUUCGAGCGGGUCGCUCCUGUUUGAUAAACCGAUACUUAGCACAAUCAAGAGAUCAAUCAGCACUAAGGAGCAGCUUGCCAGAGUCAGUGAACUACACGAAAAGCUCUCCAAUUUAGAAGAUGCAGAAGUCGACGAUUUGGACUCGCUUAGGCCCUAUGCUUUAGAGCUCAUUGACAAGAAAUUGCUCAAUCACACAAGCGUCGGCGUCCAGGCAUUUGUCUGCUGUUGCAUUGCGGAUAUUCUUCGGUUGUUUGCACCCAAUGCCCCAUAUUCGGAGGAAGAGUUGUCUGAACUCUUCAAAGCCUUUAUCAAGCAAUUCUCGAGAAUCGGCUCGGCCAAGAACGAUAAACCUCAAUUCUACCCUCAAUAUGUAUACUUGCUCAAAAGGAUUGCGGAAACAAAAACUUUUAUUUUGAUGAUGGAUCUACCAGACUCGGGUUCGUUGAUCGAGCUGUUUUUUCAAACAUUCUAUGGAGUAGCAACAAAAGAAUCGUUCCCGCUGGAAUUGGAGACGCUUGUGGCUGACAUUCUCACUGAAAUCACCAACGAGUCAGAGAAUAUUCCGCACGAGAUUGUCAAAUUGAUCCUUGGCAAAUUUACUUUGCAUGAAGCCAAAUCGGGCGCGCUAGCAAACCAAGUAUCUUCGCCAGAGUUUAACUUUUCGCUUUCAAUCUGCGAGGGCAAUGUCGAUCGAAUGUCACGUUCCGUUGCUCAAUAUUUUUCAGAAAUAUUGUAUCGCAACGUGACUCUUUUGGAACAACAACAACAACCAGACAGCGAGGAUUCGACAAGGAAAGAUUAUGGAAAGGGGAAAAUAAGAGCAGAAGCAAUGGAGGUGCUUACAAAUAUCCACCGUUUAUCUGUUCAAAUAUGGAAGUUUGUUCCCUCCAUCAUGUCUUCCGUGAUGUCGUUGCUUGAGGAUGAGCUAAAUGCCAGCGAAGAGAAAGUUCGAGCUUUGGCUACAAAAAGUAUUGGAGAAAUGUUGGGCUCCGCUCCUCUUAACUCCAGCGUGCCGCACCUCAAAGUAAACUUUUUCAUCAUUCAUAAAUCCACUUGGGCGGCGUGGUUGCGCAAGCCAAUGGAUGUAUCGGCUCUCGUGCGGAGUCUGUGGGUAACCCUGCUUCCAGAGAUUUGGAAGCAUAAUCAAUUUUCAACGACGCAGACCAAUCAGCAGAUUACUGCUGAGUUGAAAAAAUGCCUGGUGGACUCGGACCACAAGGUAAGAGAAGCCACGUGCCAGACCAUAGCCAAAAUACCAUUUAGAACAUUGGUUUCGAAAGUGUUGGACGAGUCGGUAAUGACGACGUUGUUUCAGCUUAUGAGAGAGAAGCAUAAAUCAAUCAGGAGCAUCGCGAUUGACACAUUGGGAUCGAUUUACAAAAGCUAUAUUGAUUCUCAAAUGGCUUCCAACCCCUUCCCAAUCGACGUUGCAUUGGAGCGUUGUAUACUCGAUAUUCCAAACCAGAUUUUGCAUUUGGUAUACAUCAAUGAUAAAAACAUCAAUGCCUUGGUAGACUUGUCGUUGUUUGAAAAAUUGGUGCCAGUUGCUGAGACCAACUCCGUGAUCAGGGUGGAGAAAUUGGUCCGUUUCUUUAAAGUUCUCGACCGCAAGGGGAAAGAAGCAUUUAAAGCAAUCAAUGGCAGACAGGGCAAGUUUAGCUCGGUGGUUUUGAGUUUGAUGCAGCUUGCCGACGAAUGCGUCAGGGCAAAUUCAAUACAGGAGAAGGAAAACAGACCAUCUUCCGACGAGAUCAAGUCAAAUUGCGUCAAAAUUGACAAGAUCUUGAACUGGUUGUGUGCUUCUUUUGCCGACGACUGCAACACCUACCCAUGUUUGGAAAGAUUGGUAAAGCUCAAUAGAGCAAGAUUCUACAAUCUCAUCAAGAUUUGCAUCUCCUGCGAAUCCGACAUGAAAAUAAUCAAUAACGCACUCAAUGAACUAUUAACAAAAGUGUCCGAGCCAAAGAAUAUAAAGCUAGGCGACGUGUUUGGGGUCAGUGCCACCGACAUGGUGUUUAACAUCAAGUUGUUGUUGCUUCGAAGUUCACCUGUAAUUUACAACACGUCAAACGUUGAGCAAUUGAUUGAGUUUUCCAAAUCCCGCGAGCACGAGCACCAUGCAGCUGCCACUGAGAUUCUCGAGCAAAUCUCCAAUGUCAAUCCUGAUGUUUUUAAAUUCCAUAUCCGCUCAUUGUCGCACUUGUGCCGUGCAGAAAUAGAAGCAGAAACAGAAGCAGAAAGAGAGGCAGAGACGAAACCAAAGGAAGAUAACUUCACCAUUCUUCGGACCAUGUAUCACUUUAUCAAGAAAUACCCCAAUUCAAUGCCACCAGAAGUGAGCUUUUUGGAAACUUUAAAGGAGCUCGCUGUAAAGGGGCUGCCUGACCUGGCAAAGUAUGCGUUGAAACUAAUUGGCAGAAGCGAAAGCAAGGAACUCUGCUGUGCGGCAAUUGCAGCCAAGAUUUUCCCACUCGAUAUUGAAAGGGACCAUCUUUUCGCAACUCAUUUGAGCUCCUUUGCCGAAAUGUUUCUCGUGGAUAGGUUCUCGGUGUCAAAGACCGAAGUUGAGGCUAUUCCUUACAUCAUCAAAAAUGUGCUCCUCCAGAACUCGGAGCACGACAAGGCAUCCAACCUCAAAUUGCUAGCAUUGAGAACUUUGAUCAACCUGCUCAGGAGUGCAAGUGUCGCCCAUGACACCGAACUCGCUAGAGAAAAAGCGGCUCCGGUAAUCAAGUUGUUGAUUUCCAUCAUUGGGAACCUGGGUGAAAUCGUGAGCGACUCCAACCCGACAUGGCCAACUCCCGAUGACUACAAGAUAAAGCUCCGCUUGGCAGCCGGUGAGAACUUGUUGAAGUUGACUCAAUUACCAGUCUACAACGAAGUGAUUUUAUCACCGACUUUGCGGAAAUUGUGUUUUUUGGUCAAUGAUGAUGAGCUAAGCGUGCGACAAAAAUUUGUCGAGAGGUUACGGCAGAAACUUGCCGAAGAGGCAAUCAGCGAAAAGUAUCUCCCGCUCGUGUUCUUUAGCGCAUCCGACCCCAAUGAAGAGUUGAAAACAGAAACGACUCGCUGGAUCAGCUCGAUGCUCAGAAGAAGCGAGGCUAAAAACAACUUGAAGUUUGAAAAAGCCUUGGUGCGGUUGAUCCAUGGUUUGGCGCAUAAUGAAGUGUUUGAAGCGAUCCUUUUGAAGAAUGUGGAAAGUGAAAGCGAUCCGUCACAGAGGCAACUCAAUGCGUACAUUUUCGCGUCGGUUUACUUGAUCUAUUACGUGCAAUUGGUUGCAAAGUCGGAGAACAUUUCCCUUUUAUACUACUUUGCAAGCAGAGUCAAGCAGCACCGGGACGCGGCGAUUGCCUCUUGCGAAUACGAAAAGCGAGAACCAUCUGAAGAGGUUUUGAGCAUUUACAGAAUUGCAGAGUUGGCUCAAUUGAUUCUAAAGAUGUACAGCGAUCAUCGGAACUGGCCCAUUUACACUUGGUCCGAUAAAAUCAAGUUGCCCCAGGAAUUGUACGCGCUAAUGACCACGUCUCAGGAGGCGCAACGGAUUGUUUCGCAAAUCUUUAUUCCUGAAAAUGUCCAGGAGCCAUUGGCAAUGGAAAUCAAAAAAACAAUGGUGGAUAGUAAGCGAAAGCGCAACGAUAAUGAAUCCAGCACCACCAGUACCACCACCAAGCGUGCCAAGAUGAUGAUGACCCAAGUGAAAGUCAAGAAGACAAAGCCAAAACUGAAAAAGCCGAAAAGGCCCAUUAAGAAGGUUGUGUUCGCUGAGCCAACCAGAAAGAGUGCUAGGGCUUCUGCGCAGGUCAAUUAUAGAGAUCAAAUGUCAUCUGAAGAGCUGCUGGAAUCAGAGAGCGAUUUUUGA
This is a messenger RNA of Lodderomyces beijingensis, 3924 nucleotides long. The record is from the annotation of a GenBank genome assembly. Lineage: Eukaryota; Fungi; Ascomycota; Pichiomycetes; Serinales; Debaryomycetaceae.